Molecule: messenger RNA, 1226 nt
Organism: Corticium candelabrum
Lineage: Eukaryota; Metazoa; Porifera; Homoscleromorpha; Homosclerophorida; Plakinidae
Product: alpha-1,3/1,6-mannosyltransferase ALG2-like
Exons: 2
Coding region: 1-1218 (405 amino acids)
Cellular component (GO): endomembrane system
Molecular function (GO): GDP-Man:Man(1)GlcNAc(2)-PP-Dol alpha-1,3-mannosyltransferase activity; alpha-1,3-mannosyltransferase activity
Source: RefSeq, a predicted model, not a curated record
AUGGUCAAGAUUGCUUUCUUGCAUCCCGAUCUUGGGAUCGGUGGAGCUGAACGGCUUAUCGUUGAUGCCGCAAUGGCUCUGAAAUCUUGUGGACAUGACGUGCAAAUGUUCACUGCUCAUCACGACACACAGCAUUGCUUUGAAGAAACACGUGACGGCAGUCUGACUGUAACAUGUGUGGGUGAUUGGCUUCCAAGGAGGCUGUUUGGUCGGUGCUAUGCUCUUUGCGCCUUUAUUCGGAUGAUUUACGUUGCGUUGUAUGUCGUUUGGACGACGAGACCGUCUGAUUUUGAUUUGUUUGUUUGUGAUCAGGUUUCUGCUUGCAUUCCUGUCCUACGAUGGUUCAAGUCUAACACCAGAGUGCUCUUCUACUGUCACUUCCCUGACAUGUUGCUAACUUCUCGUGACAACUGGUUGAAAUCAACAUACCGCUACCCACUUGAUUGGCUCGAAGAGAAAACAACCGGAAUGGCCCACACAAUAUUAGUCAACAGCAAAUUCACAGCAAACACGUACACAAAUACCUUCAAAUCACUGACAACUCAACCAGCAGUUCUCUACCCUUCGCUCAAUUUCGAGGCAUUCGAUGUUAACCCUGAACCUCCAAAAGACUGGUUUCCACCUUCUGUGAAGACAAUAUUCCUAUCGAUCAAUCGAUAUGAAAGAAAGAAAAACCUCAUGCUGGCACUUGAAGCACUAAACUCGUUACGAUCACAUCGUGAAGUAUCAGACCACUGGAAGGGCAUCCACCUCAUAAUGGCAGGCGGAUACGACGAUCGAGUCAUUGAAAACGUCGAACAUUACCAAGAACUGAGAGAAUUCACGACGAGAAACGAUCUGGACGAUCACGUCACGUUCCUGCGUUCAUUUAGCGAUGCAGAGAAACUGUCCCUUCUCGAUGUAUGCACAGCUCUCAUCUACACACCUUCAAACGAACACUUCGGGAUCUGCCCUCUCGAGGCCAUGUACAUGCAACGACCAGUCAUCGCCGCCAACAGUGGCGGCCCUCUGGAGUCAGUCGCUCAUAACGAGACCGGCUUUCUCUGUGAACCGACUUCGGUAGCAUUCGCUGAUGCGAUGCUUCAUUUCGUUCACAACCCGGAGAGUAGCAGACAAAUGGGCGAGUUAGGCCGACGACGUGUCGUUGACCGUUUUUCCUUCGAGGCGUUUACAUCUAAUUUGGACAAAAUCGUUCGACAAACUUUAAACGUUCAAUAGAUUUGACU